Molecule: messenger RNA, 743 nt
Organism: Didymodactylos carnosus
Lineage: Eukaryota; Metazoa; Rotifera; Eurotatoria; Philodinida; Philodinidae
Source: the annotation of a GenBank genome assembly
AUCAUGUUAUUCGCACUUUUUUCCAUUCCUACGUUACAUUAACUAUAGUCUAUUCUUAAAGUCAAACAAUUCAUUUUCCUCUCUGUUAGAACCUCAUUCGACGAUGCACAAGAUACGUACAAGCUCCACAUAAGCGUCCAAGUUCACAGCCCAUACUCUUUAUUUACUUCCUGAGACUAUAUAACGCGAUUGUACUUCUCGUUCAUGCCUCAACAUCUCACAUUCUUUCUCGCUCAUCCACAGCAUCUCACAUUCUGAAUCUCGAGAAAAAUAAAAUAAAGGGGUCUUGAAAUCGUACGUAGAUUUGGGCCUGCUUACAUGCUAAAAAUGUUCAGCGGAUUGAGCGCUAUCAUCCCGACUACGCUGCUUAUUUGUUUGGUCACCUAAAUUGUGAAGCUCUCAGUACACAAGUUAAUCUAUACUUUCGGGUAACGUGGGAUUUUGAAAAAGCAGGAAAAGGAUUAGCCAAACAACGCAUAUUGAAAUUUGGUUUUAAGAAAGUUGCUAAAAAGAACGAUUUUAUUCUCAUUGAAGAAGUUGGUGACGCAUUUCGACAAUCAGGACAAAAUCCACCAACAGAUGUUGUUAAAGAUAUGAUUGAAAAAGCAAAAAAUUUAAAACGCUCGAAUGAAACCGGAGAUACUUCUGAAGAAUUUGAUAAUAAACUAUCUAUAGCAGAUUUUCUUACUAUUGUUCAUGAAUAUUGGUUUCCAAUCGAAGAAGAUAAAGAACAAUUACAAUAA